AUGUACGCGGGACGCAAGAGGAGAAAACCGGUGCAGAGAGCGGUGAAGCAACCUCCAGCUGAAGGCUCCAAGUCCAACCCGUCCAAGCGGCACCGGGACCGUCUGAACGGGGAGCUGGAGCGUCUGGCCGGACUGCUGCCGUUUCCUGAGGAGGUGACGGCCAGUCUGGACAAACUGUCCAUCCUGAGGCUCAGCGUCAGCUACCUGAGGGCCAAGAACUUCUUCUCUGUCACUAUGGAGACAAACGCCUGUGGCUGGUUUAAAGGACUCGCCCUGAACAGUCGGAACAGAGACGACAAGUCAGGAGGAACCGAUGGAAAGAUCCCAGAGGGAGAACUUCUGCUGCAGGCUCUCAACGGCUUUGUUCUGGUCAUCACCGCCAGUGGAACCAUCUUCUACUCGUCCCACACCAUCCAGGACUACCUGGGCUUCCACCAGACUGAUGUGAUGCAUCAGAGCGUCUAUGAACUGGUCCACACUGAGGACCAGCAGGAGCUCCGGAGUAACCUCCACUGGGCUCUAAACCCUCCAGCUAUCCCGACUGCCAUUACCCAGGAUUCACCACCAGACGUGGAGCCUGACAGCAGCUCCUCUCUGGUCACCUACAACCCAGAACAGCUUCCUCCAGAGAACUCCUCCUUCCUGGAGAGGAGCUUUGUCUGUCGCUUCCGCUGCCUGCUGGACAACUCCUCCGGCUUCCUGGCUCUGAACAUCCAGGGACGGUUAAAGUUUCUUCACGGUCAGAACCAGCGGCAGGAAAACGGAGGAAAAGCUCCGCCUCAGCUAGCGUUGUUCGCCAUCGCCACUCCUCUGCAGCCUCCGUCCAUCCUGGAGAUCCGAACCAAGAACAUGAUCUUCAGAACCAAACACAAGCUGGACUUCACGCCGCUCGCCUGCGACGCAAAGGGGAAGAUCGUGUUGGGCUACACUGAGGCUGAACUGAGGGUUCGAGGUUCCGGUUAUCAGUUCAUCCAUGCUGCAGACAUGUUGUACUGUGCAGAAAACCACGUCCGGAUGAUGAAAACGGGAGAAAGUGGUCUGACGGUGUUCAGGCUCCUCACCAAGGAGAACCGAUGGAAGUGGGUCCAGGCCAACGCCAGGCUGGUCUACAAGAACGGAAAACCGGACUACAUCAUUGCCACCCAGAGGCCUCUGCUGGAUGAAGAAGGAGGUGAACACCUGCGUAAGCGUUCCAUGCAUCUACCUUUCACCUAUGCUACAGGUGAGGCACUGCUCUACCAGUCCAACCAUCCCAUCGCCGGCUUCAGGGACGGAGGUCCAGAGAAGAACGGCAGCAAGUCCAAGAAGAGUCGGACGGACCGGCUGGUGAGGGACGGCGUGGACCCCGGCUCCCUGCUGGGGGCGCUGAUGAGCCAGGAUGAGUCGGUGUACGUCUGCCAGCCAGCCCUGGAGCCCAAGAUGUCGUUCCACAGCAGCUUCUUCGGGGAGCAGAUGGGGUUCUCUGACCCGGACCCCUCCAGCCUGAGGAGGAGCUGGGACGAGCCGGCUAACGGGGCGGUACCUCCAGGCGUCACCGAACCUGGAACCAGCUUCGACCCGCUGCUGGCCACCCUAGACUCGCUCUCUCUGGAGGGUCAGGGGGUCAUGGAUGCUGAUGAGGGUGGCUGUUCCAACGGGGACCUGUUCGGAGCUCUGGAGGGUCUCGGGCUGAGCGCUGAGGACCUGGAGCUGCUGCUGCUGGACGAACGGAUGAUCCGAGUGGAGAUGGACCCGGAACGAGUGCCGACGCUGGACGACCUGCUGACGAAUGACGAGAUCCUGUCCUACAUCUACGACUCCAUCGAGGGGAAGACCAACUCUUCGGACCACGGAGGUCAGGCACCUCCCAGCACCUCCUCGGUCACCUCCUCCACGGCGUCGCUGCCUGGAAGUAACCCCCCACCCGAUGCUAACAUGCAGAUGCAGUUUCCUCACUGUAAGCCUCCUCUGGUGGGGCAGACUCCCAUCGUGCAGCUGUCACAGCAGAUGCAGCAGCACCUCAGCAUGCGAACUGCUAAAGUGUCGCACGACUGGACCCUGCAGGGCGACCGGCUGGCCAACACGUUAGCUAACAGAGACCUGCUACAGAACCAGCCGAUCCCCAACGGACAGUGGAUGGCGCAGGGCAUUCUGGCCACCGCAGGGAUCCAGCUGGAACACUUCAACACUCCGCAGACUGUUUUCAGCGACAAGACCUCGGACCUGGACCUCCAUCAGCAGCACCAACACUACCAGCCCCGGAUCCAGAACCAGCUCCCCCAGCAGUGCCAUCCCAAACAGAAGGCCAACCUCAAUGGAGUGAGCGGCCUCUCUGGAAGGGAGCAUCCGGCAGGAAAGUCCCAGUGGCAGGACUUCGGGUUCAACGAGAGUCUGGGCGGCACUUCCUGUCUGGACGACAGCCAAAAACCUCUGACAAACACCUCACUAGAGUCAUGCAUGGAUUAUAGCGUGCCCGAGAUUGACAAUGUGGAUUACACUGUGGGCGGAGGGGGUUUGUUUGGGGGGCAGCAGCAGGCGGCCGAGGCAACGGUUUCGUCCUUCCAGGGGAUGAGCCACAAACGGCAGCCGGAGCAGAUCCCGGUACCGCUGGCCCAGGUUCUGUCCAGCCUUUCACAGUGUCCGCCGCCCAACGCCUCCCUGGAACAGAUCCUGGGGGUGGGGAAGCCCUGCAGGCAGCUGGACCACUACGGCAUGGUGGCCUCCGAGAUCCAACAUGACCCCAACCAUAGUAAGAUGGAGAACGGCUGCAUCCUGACCACUUCCUACCCGUCUGGUUGUUCUUUACCCAACAGUAACGGACCAGCGCCACCUGCUGUCCAGCUGCCUGUACCAGAGACUCUCCCGAGCCUCGCCGACCCGCCGGCCACCGGCUUCUACCUCUGACCUCCACCAGAGACCCACUACUGACUGCAGCAGCCUUACAAACCCAACAACACAACAAACGUGCUGUUCCUUUCAGUUCACAGCCGUCGGAGGGAUUUUAGUCGAAUUAUCAUAUUAUGAGUUCUUUGUUUACAAUAAUGCAGUGAAGAGUUCUCAGUUUAUUUCAACCUAAAUGUGAGUUAUUUUAUAGAUCUGUGCUCAGAUACAUCGCAAAACACCCGUUAGAAAAUACUGCAAAUAGAGUGUUUCAUGAAGGAUUUGAUUAUAUUUGGUGCAACAUGAAGAAGAAAAUGUGAGAUAAAACCAGAAAUGUCCUCAUCUGCUGCUUUUCUUUGACUUUUGUUAUCACAAUAUAAAGAGAUUUUAGUCAGUCAAGAUGUUUUAUGGGUUAAAAGAGGGAAAAAAGCAGCAGAUUUAUGGAUAAUUAGCAUCAUGCAGUUUCCACCUCAUGAAUGUAGAAAGAAAAAAGGAGAAGCGGCUGGACACCAACUUACUGCACUUCAAAACCUGUGAAAUGUGAUGAAAAUAUUUAAUGAAAAUUAAUCAAAACUGGCCCAGAUUUUCCUAAAAUGUAUGCUAAAUUAAUCAAAAUUUGUCCAAAAAUAAUCAAAAUUUGUCCAAAAAUAAUCUAAAUGUGUCCAGAUUGACCUAAAAAUUUAGAUUUAAUUCAUCAAAAUUUGACUAAAAACAUCUAAAUUUCAACAAAAUGAUUCAAAAUAUCUUGGAAAAAAAUGUGUUCAAAUUUACCCAAAAAUGUGUCCAAAAUGACUCCAAGUUUAUAAAAACCAAAUCUGAAUUUGAACUAAAAAUGCAUAAAAAUUUGGUUAAAAGUUCUCAGAAUUUCUCUGUAAUAAGAAAUUGGCCAAAAUUCUCAAUAUUUCGUCCAAAAUUAAUCUACAAAUGUCAAAAAUGACUCAGAAAUUUUAAAAACAAUCAAUCAAUGUGACAAACGUUAGUCCAAAUGACCUAAAAUUUCUACAAAAUAUAUCAGAAUUAAUGAAAAUUUGAACCAAAAAUGCUGAAAAAUUGGGUCUAAAGUGACUCAGUUUGUCCAAAAUAAGUCACUGACAUUGUCAAAAAAUAAUCAAAUUUUGUCCAACAUUUUAAUAAAUUUGAGUAAAAUUACUUAAAACAUGAGUCAUAAACUGUGUCCCUUAAUGUUAUUUAACAUUAUUUAUGUAAAACGGGACCUUUCUCAUUAUUUUCAGUCAGUUAAAGGACAAAACAAGCAUCAGAUUUGUUUCUAUUUAAGUUUCCGCCUGACGAACGUCCAAAAAUCAGCAGAAAGUCCAGAAACUGUCGUACUGCAGCUCAGGUUCUCCUCCAGAUGUUUGCUUUGUAUCUGAUCCAGACCCACUCUGGUCUCCAGAAUGUAAACCUUUCAGCUGUUUCUCUGUUGGAGGCUUUUCAGCGCUGAGAUUAAACCUGUAGAAAACCUGGAAGUCCUGGUUAGAAACUGGUCCUGCACUUUAUUCUGCCUCCUCCACUUGAAUUCUUUGUUUUUAUUCUUCCUUCUCCUUUAAAGAUUCGAGGAUUCAUUCUCCGUAUUUAUUCAUGUCCUGCAACACGUUUCUUGAUUGUUGUACAAAGAAAGAAAAUAUAAAUCUUCAGAGGGAAUCUAUAAGUCAUUUAGUGUGGAGGAUUUAAAUAACUGGAGGUUAAAUUCAUCCUCAUCUCAGAUUUCCUCCUCAGACAUCAGAGUUUUUUCUUGUUUUAAAAGAAGAUUCUGGUUCAUUUCCACCUGCUGAGUUCCUGUUAAUGUCUCUAUAAUAACUUUCUCUGUUUUCUUUGUUUUAGAUUCAAGUAAACCAGAAAAAUCCCAAGUUUUCUCAACAGAAAACCAGAUUUUUACAUGAAUUAUUUUUAGUUUUCAGUCUGACUGAAAGGAAACAAACUUGAAUCUCCAACAUCUUCAUCCAACCGCUUUGUUUUCUGAUGUGGAUUCUACAAAAUAUCUCCAAAUUUGUCCAAAAUAACUGAAAUUUGUUUGAAAAUUCAUCAAAAUUUUCCCAAAAUGACCCAAAAUCAUUCAUUGUCCUAAAUAAAUCAAGAUUUACAUUUUUGUAAAUAAUUAUUCAAAAUUCAUCCAAAAUGAUUUUUUUAAAUUGUUCAAAAUAACUGAAACAUUCAAAAACUGUCCAGUGACAAAAGUUUUCCAAAAUUUUGUUUGUCUAAAACGACAGACAUUUAGAAAUAUUUAAACUGUCCAGAAAUUAAUCCAAAUUUGAUCCAAAAAUGUUUUAAAAAAUUACAGAAAAUUUUUAAAAAGUAUCCAGAAUUGUUUAAUAUUUGUCCAAAAUGACAAAAAUGUCUUAAGAGUCAGUUGUUUAAAACGAUUGAAACAGUGACUCAGAAUCAUGUUGAAAGUGGCAACAACACCAAAAUAAAAAAAAUCUAAAUUAUUGAACAUUUGACCAAAAUGACAGAAACAUUAAAAUAAAAACAUGUCAGAAAUUACUCAAAAGUCAAAAUUUGGUCCAGAAGGAUUUGAUUUUUUAUUUUUAUUUUUUAAAAAGAACACAUCCAAAAUUGCUGACAAAUUAUCAAAAAUAAUUUUGGAAAUUUGUCCACAAUUCAGAAUUUGUGCAACAAAAACAUCCUGAAAAUGGUCAGAAAGUUUUGUUAAACAUGCAAGUGACUCAAAAAUUGGUUAAGAAUUAAACAAAUUUGUCCAAAAUUACGAAAUAAUUGGUU
Molecule: messenger RNA, 5577 nt
Organism: Acanthochromis polyacanthus (spiny chromis)
Lineage: Eukaryota; Metazoa; Chordata; Actinopteri; Pomacentridae
Product: aryl hydrocarbon receptor-like
Exons: 13
Coding region: 1-2883 (960 amino acids)
Biological process (GO): regulation of transcription by RNA polymerase II
Cellular component (GO): nucleus; aryl hydrocarbon receptor complex
Molecular function (GO): nuclear receptor activity; protein dimerization activity; transcription cis-regulatory region binding
Source: RefSeq, a predicted model, not a curated record